Molecule: messenger RNA, 4516 nt
Organism: Lates calcarifer (barramundi perch)
Lineage: Eukaryota; Metazoa; Chordata; Actinopteri; Centropomidae
Product: protein FAM102A
Exons: 12
Coding region: 322-1476 (384 amino acids)
Source: RefSeq, a predicted model, not a curated record
GGAAGUUACAUGACGUACUCUGAGCUAGCUUGACGCGGCUAACGCUGAAGUUCCUCCUCUCGGUACCGACGAGAAAAAGAGAUGAAACGUCUUUUUUCUGUCAUUUUCUGUUGUUGAACCGCCGCUGACAAACCCCACAGUGCCCGAAAUGUCUCCAGAUUUCUGUGCUGAAUCAUCUCUGAAGAAGCGGAGUUCGCAUGAAAACACAAACUAAAAACACCAACAGCAGCGACAGGGACACUUCAUUCACAUCAGCUAGCUAUUAAUACUAAUUUUCCAGUUCUCUCGUUAGCUUUAGCCACGUUUUAUGCGAGUGAAACGAUGGCCUUCUUCGUGAAAAAGAAGAAAUUUAAGUUCCAGACUCAUCUGACCCUGGAGGAGCUGACCGCUGUGCCUUUUGUCAACGGAGUUUUGUUCUGCAAGCUCAGGCUGCUGGAUGGAGACUUUGUCGCCACUUCUUCCAGAGAGGAGGUUCAAGAAAACUGCGUUCGCUGGAGGAAGAGGUUUACCUUUGUGUCAAAAAUGAGCGCCAACCCCCACACCGGAGUCUUGGAUCCUUCUGUGUGCAGGGUGUCCGUCAGGAAGGAACUCAAAGGAGGAAAAGCAUAUACGAAGCUGGGCUUCACCGACCUCAACAUGGCGGAGUUUGCUGGUUCUGGCUCCACCGUGCGCUGCUGUCUGCUCGAGGGAUACGACACUAAGAACACACGGCAGGACAACUCCAUACUGAAGGUGAUCAUCGGGAUGACCCUCCUGUCUGGAGAUCCGUGUUUCAAAACGCCUCCCAGCACAGCAAAGUCCAUCUCCAUCCCAGGACGAGAACACACCCUGCAGCUGGACUGUAAGGGGGAGGGAACAGCCGAGCCUGGACCGGCUGGAGGCGUUUCCCUGGGCCGAACCGCCAAACCUCGACCCUCCAUCAUCAACUCAGGUCUCCUCGAUGAAUCAGAGGCGAACCAGAACCAGUCGGGUUCUGCUGAAGUCUUCCAGUCUGGUCACUCUCGUAACUCCAGCUACGCCAGCCAGCACAGCAAAAUCUCAGGCUACAGCACCGAGCACUCCUGCUCCUCCAGCCUGUCGGACCUCACGCAUCGCAGGAACACCUCGACGGGAAGCAGCGCAUCUGGAGGCCUGGGCUUCAGCCCCGACACACCCACAGAGGGCGACAAGGACGCCGGACGUCCAGAGAGACCCCCUCGACCCCCCCGGCCUGUCUUACCCCCGAACAGGCUUUCCAGGAGGAAGCAGGACUCGGUGGAGAGUCACCCCUCCUGGGUAAACGACACUCGUAUGGACGCUGACGACAUUGUGGAGAAAAUUGUCCAAAGCCAAAACUUUGCAGACAUCAACAACACUGAAGACAGUAACCUACGUCUGUUUGUGAGCAGAGAUGGAACCACUGCGCUCAGCGGCAUCAGGCUCGGAAACAGGGUGUCUGCGGGCGGGUACGAGCCUGUGGUGAUCGAGAGCCAUUAAACCGAGCGGCAGGAAAAGGCGACGUGUUGACCUGUGUGGAAUCGUCUUGUCUUCUUGUCUCGCCGGUUUUCCUGGAGCUUCAGCUGGUCUGACGCCGUGAUGGGGAAGAACCUCGUCCGUUUGCACUUUAUGUGAAACGCGUGGCGGUGCCUACUCGCCUCCGACUCAGAGCAAAAAGCACAGAUGCACAAAACGUUUUUCUCUGAGACUGCCUUUGUGAUGUGUUUACCUGCUUCUGUGUUGCAGUAACAAAUUUUGGGAUGGGGAUUUAAAGACACAGACACCAACAUCAUCCAUGCCUCUCCAGCUCAUUAUCCAUGCUAACACUGUACUAAUGACCAGCAUUAUUCAAAGGAGGAGGAGGGAAACAUUAGCUGCUUUCACACAUGCUCUGUAAGCCUGAAAUUGAUUGAGUCUGUGUGAAUCGAGCAGGUAAUCAGAGGAUUCACAGCGAGUGAGCGAAUGCGACUGCCAAUUAAAAUCCACAAAAAAGCAAACUGUUUCCCCAAAGAUCUAAUACAUCUUUAGCAUUUUUCUGCUCUUCUAGAUCGCUCUGUAGCAGUCUCACCACCUCCUGCGAUUUCUCUUAUUUUUUCCAGCUGUGAGCAGCUCCUCCAUUUCCUGUCUUCCUCUUUAUACAUUUAAUUUUGUGACUUCCGCUGGGACGCAGCUAACAUUCAUGCUGCUAAGUGUUAGCAUGGAUUAUGCCAUCAGUUUGUAGCGUUUAUACUAAAAAGCUAGCAUGCAGCACACGUUCUUGUUAAUUAAUUAGCUAUCAGAGUUUGUUAGUCUUACUUAAGUGACUCAUCUCGACUUGAGUGAGUAAGAAAACCAUCUACAAACCAUAUGGAUUAUCCACAGCAACCUCAGUCUAUAAAGCUACAGCAGGUUUGUAUCUUCUCAGGCACUUUGUCCAUCUUACUUUAAGCAGAUUUAACAUUAAACAUGUUCAGUAACUUGUACAUUGGGUGAUUGAAUUAGAAAAAGUGUCUGUGAAGAAGCAACAGAGUGUAGAGUGAAUUUGUUGUGGCACAGUUCGGGUUAAAAUGAUCUUUUUAGACUUGAAUUUCCAUGUUUACCAUGUGUGGAAAACUGUCUUUCAUCUGUGGAAAACCUUCUGUGUGUGAGUCAUGAAACUAUAUUAAAGCCAGUCACAGGCAGAGAGAGAAAUCCCCCAACUGUUACUAAUACUGUUAGUGACAGGAAGGCAGUGAGGCUCAGCAGAGCUGCAGGAUGGACUGGGGAUGUAUGGAUGAUAAUGGUUUUCAGUUGCGGUAGCAAAGCAGCCAAUUUAUUAUAAACUUGAUUGAUUAUACCCACAAUUUAACCACAGGUCUUUAGUGUUUUCACUGUGGAUUCAGUUGAUUAUUUUUUGUCUGUGUCUGUGAGAUAUUUUCUUUUCUUUCUCCCCUUCAUCACUAUCAAUCUGACACUUUUUUUAUUGCUGCAAACUGUCUGAAAUCCUGAGCAGGAAUCGUCCUGGCUCAGAGUUUACUUCAUGUGUUUUGAUUAGUUAGUUUUAGCAGGGAAAAGACAGGUUGAAAUAACUUUCUGUGCAGUUUACACGUCCUAAAUUUGAAACUGCAACACAUCCAACACUGAAUGUGAUCGAGAGUUUAUAAAACCACUGAGCAACUCUUUUUUUUUUUUUUGAUUGACGUUGUUGUUGCUGCUCCCUGUUGAUCAGGGAGGUGCAGUCGAACCACUAUGUGCCUGUGAAGUUUCUCUUAAAUGAUCCUAAAGCGCCAUGAAAGCUGUGAUAACAGAGUGCUUGUGAUGGUGAGGAGAGAAAUGUUGUUUCUGUUCAUUUGUUUAGUUCACUUCUUUUUGUUUUGUCGUAACUUUCAGGUGUAACCAUCUAAGAAACCCCACUGAAAUACUCACUGCAUGCUUGAUUACUGAGCUACUGCUGCGCUGUUGCUCCAUCUCCAUAAGGAAUUUAUUGAGGGGAAAAAAAGUUCUUUUCUUUCCUCAGCCAUCAGAAGUUAAAACAAAACGUGUGGUCAGCUGAAAAACACUAGUUCUGUGGUACAGGCUGUUCUGGUUUCACUCUGUCCAGCUGAAGAUGAAGAGGGAUUGUUGCAGUGGCUGUGACUGUUAAAAGUCUUUGUUGCCCCCUGGUGGAGCAACAGCCUGCUGUUAGGUUUUCUGUUGUGCUGACACAGAGGAGGAGGAUUUUAACAGCAAACCAGCUGGCUGGUUGAUGCUUUUUAAAAUUAGUGUUCUGUUUGAACUCAAGACGUAACAAGGAGGAUUUUAUUUGGUGCAGAGUCUUAAAAUCUUAUUUUUCUGUUUGUAAAAAAGGCGAAAGUCUGAGAAAUAAAUCUACUUUUUCACAUGCAGGUCAUUUGAACUUCAGAAAUCUCUUCAAUUAAGUUAAAUAACAUGAUUUAUAUAGCUUAAAACAGGAACUUAUUCAAUUUAUGAUCAUAUAAAAAAAGAAAAGCAGAGAAUUCUCACAUUGGAGAGCCUGGAACCAGCAAAAAAAAAAAAAUCAUAAAAAAAUAACUCUUUAGCAGAAUAUUUUCCCUUUUUUUUUAACAGUUAUCUACCUUUACGGCUCUAUUCUUUUUAAGUAUGGAUGUUUUUUUUUCCAGUGAAGCAGCAGUUUUCUUUCUUAUUUCACAUUUUCAUCACACUACGCUCAUUAAGCUGUUCACCUUUACACUACCCUGUUAUCUGUGUUUAUUAAUCACAUUGUUAGUGACUCUCACAUUUUGGGGAUGAACCACUGAUCGUAUAGUCUAAAUUUGGGUUUACGUCACCACAGCCUUUAGUAUUCUGUUAAAGCAUUUAUUUAUAUAUAUAUUUUUUUUUUGGGGGGGGGGUCUGGAGGUUGGUUAUAAGCUAUGCACACAACUCACCUCCCUGAGCUUUUUUCUAUUAGUAUUUCUAACAAAUUAUUCUAUUGUAACAAAGCUAGUAUAACCUAAAUUUAUUAGAGAAUUGAGUUGGAACUGUUCUUCCAAUAAUCAUGUAGUUACUACAGUCUUUUAUUUUCUGCAGAAAUGACUUCUAAACAAUAAAAAGCUAAUAUUGA